AUGGAGUCGAAGCCUCAAUAUCCGUUCCAUUGCCUGCGAUACGUGGGAAGGAAAGAUUUGAAUGUCAUAAUUGCGACUGCAGGUGCAAAGAUUUAUUCCAUAUCUGCCGAGGAUGGUCGUAAACUCUCUACAUGGCCUCCCGCAACGAACCCCAGUAAUGGCGCUGUUCAGGUUGCCUCCGAUGUGCACGGUGACGAGCCGCCCGAAAAGAGGAGGAAACUUACGCCAUCUAGUAAUGGCAAGGACGAGCAAGGAGUGGCGCACGGUGGUAGUGCGUCUACCGCUCAACCUCUAGCUUGGUCAUCCAUUCCGAUUAUGGUUAUCUCUCAUUCAGGUCGAUAUGUAAUCGCAUUAACUGGCGAAGAUAAACAUGUGCGAGUUUUUGAAAUUGGCGUAGAUGGAGUAUUGACUCAAUUAACCUCGAGACCUGUGCCAAAACGGCCUUGCGGGAUUUCACUGUCCUUUGACGACAGUACAAUCUUUUGUGCAGAUAAAGCCGGAGAUGUAUAUGCUCUUCCCUUGUUACUUUCAGAAGAUGAAAUACGGUUGGUUUCUCGUACAAAGAAACACUAUCCGCCAGCAGCAAACACACUUGUCGUUCACUCGAAAAGGAAUUUGGAAACUCUACGCCAACAGCUUCUUCAUCACGGUCAGGCGAGACCUACGACAGCCAAUCCUACAGUAAAACGGGACAUUUUACUUGGACAUGUCUCUAUGCUAACGGAUUUGGCAAUUGCGUCUUUGCCUUCAAGCACAUCUACCAAUAAUUCCCAACUUUUUAUACUUACAUCGGAUCGUGAUGAACAAAUUCGUGUAUCUCGCGGCCCCCCUCAAACACAUGUUAUUGAGUCUUAUUGUUUGGGACACGAAGCCUUUGUCAGCAAGCUCUGCAUUCCAGCUUCUCUACCACAAAUAUUAAUCUCAGGUGGCGGGGAUGACUAUCUGUUUGUGUGGGAUUGGAGAACCGGUCAAGUCUUGCACAAGAUUCCGAUCGCUUCAGAUCGAAAUCAAGGCAAAAUUGUCGUCAGGGGAAUAUGGGCUUUUUCUAUUGACGGUAGCUCAUCAGUUGCAGUUCUUGUUGCACUUGACGGAUCACCCGAACUCUUGAGCUUCUUGCUACUCCAAGACGGAAGUUUACUACCCCAGAAAUCUUUUGAGACCUCGGGUAAUGUUUUAGAUGUGACGUGGGCGGAAGAUAAAUCUACGCUCUUCAUCUCUGUCGAUACAUGCCACGAGCCUGGUUCGAUUGAGACUUGGAAGAAGGAAUUCAAAGGGAAUCAAUCUCUUCUUGAGACCUAUACAAUCAAGUUCCAGGAUGAGAUGUUGACUUUCAACCCCGCCUCAUCUCAAAUUCUUGAGAACAUCAAAGCAGAGGGGACGGAAGAUGUUUAUGCUGUGGUAGACGAAUCUUGCAGGCUCAAAGCUCAAAAGUCACUAAGCGGGGUAUUGUACAAUUUACAAAAUCUCCGCAAGCGA
Talaromyces proteolyticus is the source of this 1476-nucleotide messenger RNA. Its product is annotated as putative tRNA methyltransferase. Gene Ontology annotation, biological process: RNA (guanine-N7)-methylation. Gene Ontology annotation, molecular function: tRNA (guanine(46)-N7)-methyltransferase activity; protein binding. The annotation marks the transcript as partial. The transcript has 3 exons. Lineage: Eukaryota; Fungi; Ascomycota; Eurotiomycetes; Eurotiales; Trichocomaceae. The record is from RefSeq and is a predicted model, not a curated record. Gene Ontology annotation, cellular component: tRNA methyltransferase complex; nucleus; cytosol.